CUACUUCCAAGUGUGCCACUGUUAGUGUAUUCCAUAACCAUGUCUGGAGUAAAGGGAGGACAACAGAAACACAUUCAAGCCAAAGAACAGGAUCAUUGUUCACAGCAACAUAGCCAUGUGGGUCAUGAUGAUGGAGCCAAACAUCAAGCUAGUCACGGAGGUCAUGAUGAUGGAGCUAAAUAUCAGGGUAGCCACGGAGGUCAUGAUGAUGGAGCCAAACAUCAAGCCAGUCAUGGAGGCCAUGGUGAUGGAGCCAAACAUCAAGCUAGUCAUGGAGGCCAUGAUGAUGGAGCCAAACAUCAGGCUAGUCAUGGAGGCCAUGAUGAUGGAGCCAAACAUCAGGCUAGUCAUGGAGGCCAUGAUGAUGGAGCCAAACAUCAAGCAGGUCAUGGAGACCAUGAUGAUGGAGCCAAACAUCAAGUUGGUCAUGGAGGACAUGAUGAUGGCUCAAAAGCUCAUGGAGGCCACCGGGGUCAAGAUCAUGGAAAAUGAAAUAAUAUUUAUAGCAACCAUACAAAUGUAGAAAUGUAGCAGUAAAACAAUUGUAGAACAAGAAAAAAGUAGGUCAUAUUUGUAUUUACAUUUAAAUUAAUUGUAAAACUAAAAAUCUGUUUCUUAACACUG
This is a messenger RNA of Bufo gargarizans (Asiatic toad), 624 nucleotides long. RefSeq names its product glycine-rich protein DC9.1-like. The record is from RefSeq and is a predicted model, not a curated record. The coding region runs from base 40 to 492 and encodes 150 amino acids. The transcript is spliced from 2 exons. Lineage: Eukaryota; Metazoa; Chordata; Amphibia; Anura; Bufonidae.